Gorilla gorilla gorilla (western lowland gorilla) is the source of this 1729-nucleotide messenger RNA. RefSeq names its product progestin and adipoQ receptor family member 5 (gene PAQR5). NCBI's taxonomy places the organism in Eukaryota, Metazoa, Chordata, Mammalia, Primates, Hominidae. Bases 423 to 1415 code for a protein of 330 amino acids. The record is from RefSeq and is a predicted model, not a curated record. Gene Ontology annotation, molecular function: signaling receptor activity. The transcript has 9 exons. Gene Ontology annotation, cellular component: membrane.
AUGGGUAGGCGCGGCGACCCGCAGGGCCAGGUGCAGGGCCCGCGAGUCCAGGGUCGCCGCAGCCCGGGAGGAGUGUCUGGUCUCCGGCCUGCCUGUGCUGUCCCCGCGCCCUGUCCACUGGACUCCCGAGACCCUUGGAACCCAGGACACCAUUGGAGAAACUGGUCAUUUUACCAAGGAUUUGACUGGAAUGGCAUGCUUCCUUUAAAGAAUGAAAGUUGACUUUUAGAGCCAAUUAAAGCCCUUUGGGGAAGCUGGCCUCAUACCUUGUCCACACAGAGUUCCUGUACAAGGUUCCUGACCUGUGGGAAGCGGCACAGCACCAGCUAGGCAGAGACGCCCCAGGCCAUGUUAGAGCUUUGAGUGAGGCCUGGUAACAGGGAGGCGCUGUCACCUACUGGCCUUGCCAAUCCAGCUCCAAGAUGCUGAGCCUGAAGCUCCCCAGGCUGUUUAGCAUAGACCAGAUACCCCAGGUAUUCCAUGAGCAAGGCAUCCUGUUCGGCUACCGCCAUCCACAGAGUUCUGCCACUGCCUGCAUCCUCAGCCUUUUCCAAAUGACCAAUGAGACUCUCAACAUUUGGACUCACUUGCUGCCCUUCUGGUUCUUUGCAUGGAGGUUUGUGACUGCACUGUAUAUGACAGACAUCAAGAAUGACAGCUACUCCUGGCCCAUGCUUGUGUACAUGUGCACCAGCUGCGUGUACCCACUUGUGUCCAGCUGUGCGCACACCUUCAGCUCUAUGUCCAAGAAUGCCCGGCACAUUUGCUACUUCCUGGACUAUGGCGCCGUCAACCUCUUCAGCCUGGGCUCAGCCAUUGCCUACUCUGCAUACACGUUCCCGGAUGCGCUGAUGUGCACCACUUUCCAUGACUACUACGUGGCCCUGGCUGUACUGAACACCAUCCUCAGCACAGGCCUCUCCUGCUACUCCAGGUUUCUUGAAAUCCAGAAGCCCAGACUCUGUAAGGUGAUUCGUGUCCUCGCCUUUGCUUAUCCGUACACCUGGGACUCCCUCCCCAUUUUCUACAGGCUAUUCCUGUUCCCAGGGGACAGUGCACAAAAUGAAGCCACCUCGUACCACCAGAAGCACAUGAUCAUGACCCUCCUGGCCUCUUUCUUGUACUCUGCACAUCUGCCAGAACGCCUAGCCCCUGGACGCUUUGACUACAUCGGUCACAGUCACCAGCUGUUUCACGUGUGUGUGAUCCUGGCCACGCACAUGCAGAUGGAAGCCAUACUUCUGGACAAGACUCUGAGGAAGGAAUGGCUCCUGGCCACCUCCAAGCCCUUCUCUUUCUCUCAGAUAGCUGGAGCCAUACUUCUGUGCAUCAUCUUCAGCCUCAGCAACAUAAUUUAUUUCUCAGCUGCUCUGUAUCGGAUUCCCAAGCCAGAAUUACAUAAAAAAGAAACAUGACUCAGACCAUAAGCUUUUCAUGCCAGAUGUCAACAUUAAGCUGCAACACCCUAACCACCAUAAGCCGGAGGUGGUUACAGCUUAUCAUGGCCUAAAAUAUUCAUAAUGGUUGGUGUCUUUUGAAUGAAUUCAUGUCAAAAAUGUAUUCAGCUGGGGAAAUUUCUCUAAAUGUACACUGAUUCUGUGUGUGUGAUUUUAAAAGGAGAACAUGGUUCAAGCAAGUCCUUGUUAAGGCAAACUAUUGAUAGUUCAUUAAUUUUAAAUUUACUUAAAAUGUGGUUUUAAAUUCUAUUUAAACAUUUGGAUUAAGCAUA